GAGCGUCCCAUCCCAUUCCAGCCAUCACUCAUCAGGGGAGUGGAGCUGUUGUGGAAGGAAGGAAGCAAGCAAGGAAGAAAGGCCGCACUUUUCCGUCACCUGCUCUCCUAAUCCAGAUUCCCUCCCCUUCCCCAGCGACGACUACUCCGGCGACUCAGAUCCUAACCCAUUGCUGGAAUCAGAUCCAAAUCCAAGUGCGGCGACUCAGAUCCAAGCUGUCCGCCCGCUACAUUCCGCUAGCACCUGCGUUUUCUGCUGCUUCCUCUCCACCACUACUCCGGCGAGGCGUGGCGGGGCGGCCGGCGGAGUGUCUGCACAGAGAUGGAGGUGGCUCUGGGCUCGGCGGCGUCGCUCGUCGGCAAGGUGUGGACGACGCUGUCCGACAGCCUGGUGGCGGCGUACGUGGACAGCCUCCAGCUCGGCCACAACUCGGAGCAGAUCAGGGACAAGCUGCUGCACGCGCAAGGCCUCCUGCUUAACGCCCAGGGGAGCCAUGUCGGCCACAACCCCAACCCUGGCCUGCAGGGUUUGCUGGAGAAGCUGAGCAAGGACGCCGACCAGGCAGAGGACCUGCUGGAUGAGCUCCACUACUUCCAGAUCCAUGACAGGCUCCACGGCACCACCUACGCCGCCAUCCAAGAGGCCGGCCCGGAUCUGAAGAGCGUUGUCCGCCAUCAAGCUCUCCACGCCGCUACUGCUCUUCGCCACACCCUCGGCAGCUUGGUCCCCUUCUUUUCUUACUCGCCUACACCCAAGAGCAAGAGGGAUGGUGGUGACUAUGCUGCUGCUGUUGCCGGCCGCGUCACCAAAAGGUCCAAAACCAACUCUGCUAGUGCUAGUGCUAGUGCUACUGCUGAUGGUGAUGAUAUGCUGCAUUUCGACAGAGUGCCCAUGUCCAGCAAGAUCAAGUCCCUGUUACAGAGCAUGCAGUCCCACUGUGAUUCCGUCUCCAAUUUGCUCAUCGGCACUAUCCCAAGCAGCUGCACGCCAGUCGUCCUACGUCGGCCUCAGACUGCUUCCAUGAUUAUACAAGAUACAUUCCAUGGCAGGGGAGACAUUUUUGAGGAAACUGUCAACCGUAUCACUACUGCCACAAACAUUGUUUCUGUACUUCCUAUAGUUGGUCCUGGGGGUAUUGGGAAGACAACUUUCACCACUCACCUCUACAAUGAUGCAAGGACUCAAGAACACUUCCAAGUCAGGGUCUGGGUAUGUGUAUCCACUGAUUUCGAUGUGCUUAAGCUCACCAGGGAGAUCCUUGGCUGCAUACCUGCAACUGAAGAAGAAAGAAACAGCGGUGUUGCAAAUGAAACAACCAAUUUAGACCAGCUUCAGAAAUCCAUAGCACAACGUAUCAAGUCCAAGAGGUUUCUGCUUGUCUUGGAUGAUAUAUGGAAAUGUGACAGUCAGGACCAGUGGAAAACCCUGUUAGCUCCGUUCACAGAGGGGGAAGCCAAAGGAAGCAUGGUACUUGUCACUACUCGAUUCCCAAAGAUAGCAGACAUGGUGAAAACAGUUGAUCCACUGGAGCUGCGAGGUUUGGAGCCUAAUGACUUCUUCACAUUCUUUGAAGCAUGUAUAUUUGGUGCAGACAACAAGCCCGAGCAUUAUGAAGAUGAGUUUGCUGGUAUUGCACGAAAAAUUGCAAACAAGCUAAAGGGUUCCCCGUUGGCAGCCAAAACAGUUGGUAGACUAUUGCAUAAGCACCUUUCUCGGGAACAUUGGAAUGGAGUUCUUGAAAAGCAUCAGUGGCUAAAGCAGCAAAAGAAUGACGAUAUCAUGCCAUCUUUGAAGAUUAGCUACGAUUGCCUCCCUUUUGUUCUGAAGAAAUGCUUUUCCUAUUUUGGCCUUUUCCCUGAAGAUUAUUGGUUUACUUCUUCAGAAAUCAAUCAUUUCUGGGUUGCAAUAGGCAUCAUAGACUCUAAUCACCAAGCUGAUAGGAACUACUUGGAAGAACUAAUGGACAAUGGUUUUCUCAUGAAGAAGAAAGGGUAUUAUUGGGAUGAUCGAUACCAACAACAGAAGGAAUUUGAUUGCUAUGUAAUGCAUGAUUUGAUGCAUGAGCUAUCUAAGAUUGUUUCUGCACAAGAUUGCCUCAAUAUAAGUGGCUUAGAUUUCAGAGCUGAUGCCAUCCCAAAAUAUAAGUGGCUUAGCCGCCUGAGUGAUCGUAGUGCGCCUACGCUCCUGGUUCACCUCUAGCCCAAGGUAAUACCGCAGCAACUAGAGGUCGCUCAUGCUGAAGAGGUGCUUCAUUUCCUUUUUGAAGUGCUCGGCACCAGUGAUAACAAGGUCGUCGACAUACACCCCAACGAUGAGCAGUGUGUCUCCGGUCCCACGCGCAUACACGUUGUGCUCGGAAAGAGAGAGGAGAGGAGCGCAUAUGCAUCGGGUGUGCUGGCGCCCAUGACUAAUGUGGCCAGGUUCAUUUCUUUUUCCCGCUGAAAAGGAGGGAGGGUGGGUGGUGCAAGUAAAAAAGGGCGAGCUUGCCAACAUGCGUCUCUAAAUGGGCCAAGCCCAACAAUGCGAACAGGCGGGCAAGUGACAUUCACCUACUUCAGAUAUUCUCUUUUUUCCAUGUACGUACAAUAGUGACCCA
Molecule: messenger RNA, 2596 nt
Organism: Triticum urartu
Lineage: Eukaryota; Viridiplantae; Streptophyta; Magnoliopsida; Poales; Poaceae
Product: disease resistance protein RGA2
Biological process (GO): defense response to other organism
Molecular function (GO): ADP binding
Source: RefSeq, a predicted model, not a curated record